UCGCUUGUGCUUGAAGGUGCGAUGCAUAGCUUUAUGCACACCGAGGCACGCUUCUUCAAGCCACGCCGAGGCAGAUGGAGCAACCAAGAAAAGUGUCGCCAAUCUUCGUUCCGCAAUUAAAGUGUCAGCCGGUAUCAUCGCGACUGGGACCUUAGAUAUGGGCAAGGAAAUAGGAUUCCUCCAACCGGUGUGCGCUGCCCUCGGGAGAAUGAAAGAUUCCUGGGACGAGAUCCAACGCAACGAAGAUCGGUUGGCGGAACUGUACGAACUCUGCGAGGUGAUUACUUGUUUUGUAGUCGUGAAGUGCGACGGUGGCAGGAAUAACAUUGACGUCACGCCACUCAGUGAAUGUGUCGAUGAUUUGGAAGCACUCGUGGCGGACUACAGCAGGCGAGGGUUGUGCUCGAAGUUUUGCAACCCGGACAGUGAGGUGAUCGAACAAUUGGGCAAGCGCAUUGAAAACUUGGUUCAUGUGAUGGAACUUGCGGCGACCGUCGUGGUGUCCGAGCAAGUUGGCGGAGUGAAUGCCGCAGUGGAAGAUCUCAGACGGCAACUGGAGAUAAACUGGGCGCGGAAUGAAUGUUUACUGGCUAAGCACGAAACCAUGCUUGAAGAGUGCACCAAGAAUAUUGAAAGGGGGAUCAAGAGUGUGCUACAACAGCUUCCAGCGCCACAGGCAGAGCGUGACCAAGCACCUGAGCCCAAAGGCGUUUGGAAACCUGAGGACCAUGUCAUUCGACGCCAUGUAGUGGCACGUGUCUGCGAGUACUUCGAUUCUGCAAACUCACCAUGGAUGGUUGCCCUUGUAGGCCGUAGUGGAGCGGGAAAGACUUCCACCGCCUCCGAGAUGGCGCUCCAUUAUCAUCUAAGGGAGCGCUUCCCUGACGGCAUUGUCUGGAUGCGAUGCGGACAGGGAGCGGCAGACUCGGCGCGCCUGGCGAGGCAAAUGUUUAUCCUAGCCACGUGGGUGCACGAAGAUGUCGAAAACAAACUUGGGAUUAGUCCAAGUGCCGCUGUAGCGGCCGCUGAGGGCACUGCGGCCGCCUAUAUCAAGACUCGAAUGGAGCAGGGAAAUGCGGGACGCGGGCUCAAGUGUUUGGUGGUAGCGGAUGAUGUGUGGGAGCCAGAGGUGUUGGACAUGCUAAGACAGUCCGGUAUGAAAGCACUCAUUACAAGCCGGGAUUAUGAGCUUACAGAGGCUUCGGGGGGGAAGGCAGUUGUCAUGGACCACGUUACGGAAGAGGAGGGCAUGUUGAUUCUUCAAAAAGCGGCCAAGCUACGCAGCGGGGAGAGCCCCCCGAACGAGGCAAGGAAAAUCCUCGAUCUCUGCAACUACGUGGCAAUGGAAUUAAACUUCGUUGGAAGGUUGUCCAUGCUACGCAGUCAAGUUGACGGGACGCAAUGGUUGAGGGCGUGGAACGAAAUCCGCUCAGAGAUAGGAGCUGAGGUCUCCGAUCCCGGGGGGGAUUUCGAUGACUGGGCCGCAUCAAAACGACGGGAUGUGAUCUUUCGGGUUGGCUACAAGGAUUUCGGAUCGGGAGAUGUCCGAAACAAAAUACUCUACUUAUCGCUUGGCAUCCUGCCUAACGGUUACGCGUUUAGGGUGUCUGACGCGUCGCUACUGCUGUUUGGCGCGUGCCAAGGUCGUGACAUGGAAAACGCAGGAGACGUUGUCGCCGACCUCGAGCGGUGGGCCGUUGUACGACUAGAAAGUAGUGAUGGCACUUACCGCAUGCAUGACGCCCAUUCGGAGUUUGCUCGGAAGAUCCUAACUAGUGCCUUAGGUUUAGGGUUUGCGGCGGACGUGAGAGAACUAGCGGUUAGAAGGUGGAGUGCUCAUCUCUCCUGUCUCAAAACAGUUCUAUCUUUGGACGUGGGUUUACUACUGAGCCUGUGGCAGGCGGUAGACACUGUAAGUUGCGACGUGGGCAUUCGAGUGCGCUCGUAUCGGGCGCAGCUUUGCUCCAUAGAUUCAUCAGAUGAAGUGUACUUUUCAUUCGCCAAGACGAUUGCACAGCUAUACUAUGCCGAGGGCGACGAUGCCAAUGUGGUGGAUAUUUCGCAAAUUAUGCUGGAUCGUUCAGAUAUGGCGCGGGAAGUACACCCUAAGUUCGUCGCCUUCGCGACAUGGCGGCUGUGGGACAAAUUGCCCAGCCACGGGGGCGCGGAGAAGGAGCAAGAAUUGAUUCGUAGGAUGGACGCAUUAAUGGACGAGGAGAAUCUGCAACGAUGGGCCCCACAAGUCGGUGACGGAGAGGAUGCCGAGUGGCUUCACAGCUGUGGCCUAUGUUUGUAUCGCCUAGAUAGACGAGAAGAGUCAGAAACAUACUUCCGGAGGGCUUUGCAGGCUUGGGAGUGUCUAGGUCUAAGCGCGCCACAGGUGCAGCUGUCAUACACCUUGCACUGUCUCGGGCGCUUGGCAAGGGAGGCAGGGCGGCCAGAAGAGGCGAUAGAAAUGUUUCGCCGAGCACUGGUAGUGAAGGAACGGGCGUUUGGUGCUGACCACCUGCAGGUUGCCCAUACGCUCCACUCUCUGGGCAUGUCCCAACGUGAUGCAGGCCAACUGGAGGAGGCCAGAGGAAAUUUUCGUCGAGCCUUAGAAAUUAAGGAGGCGGUGCUUCUCCCAAAUGAUGUAGAGGUUGCACGCACGCGCCAGGAGCUGGACCAGUGCAAUAGUUCUGAGUUGGUAGGCAUCCAGAGGCCGAUUUCCCCCGGGGCUGCUUUGGAGCGGUGGCACGAUGCCGCAGCGUCGCUAGAUGAUAAAGAGUGGCUGAUCGACAACAGCUUGCCAACUGUCAAUGUUUUGGGUGGGACGGGGCGGGAACCGCAGCCGGAGCCGACCCUUUUCACCAUGUCGCCGCGGAACACCACUGCUCUGCUCGGGAAACCCGAAUUCUCAGCGUCGCAGGCGGUGCCGGCGCUGCCGACUGUCAAAUGUGUGGGCGAGCAUGGGGGCGGGGCGGCGUGGAGGCGCAGUCGUAGACAACUGAAUACGGAGUUCGUUCAUAACCGCGAUACGUCCAACAGCACCCCGCUGUCAUGGCUUCUAGGCGAGCUAAACAGUGCUGCUUUCCAGGCCAUGCGGAGAUUCCCGAAGCACUAGCAGACCCGAAGCACUAGCAGAAUUGUGCUUUGUGAUCCGUGCUUUUUGAUCUGUGGCGGUCCGUUCAAGCACGCGGCUCAGCACAGCAAAAAUGCGGAGAGACUCUUGCUGUAUAGCAGCUGUGUGCGGUAGCAAAAAUCAUUGCACACCCCGCACCCGAUACACCAAGGUUUGGGAAACACAGCAGAUGACUAUGCGAACACAAGCCUCUAGAGAGAGAGAUCUCAAGCCCCCAUCGAGAUUGGGCUUGUUUGUUGUUCGCGAGGCCCUGCAUCGAGCGGUGCAAUCUGUUGCUUUCUGCGUUCGAAUGGCGCGUUUCGACACACGGUCCCCCUAUAAAACGAAACAUAUGAAGUCGCUGCACGUAUCGAACCGCGGAACCCCCGACUGGUACUUCGGAAGCUGGCACUUCUGGCCACACCACACACUACGAAAUGAAGGGGCUGCGCUGUCACGUGUGCAACAAGCACGGGUCCUCUCGCUUUAAAGGCGCAAACGGGAAGUCGACAGCAGUGGUGUGUCAGGAACAUAAGACGGAAGGCAUGACCAGUGUAAAGUCCAAAACGUGCGAGCACAGUGGGUGUGAGAAGCGCCCCUCGUUUGGGUUUCGACUUGCAAACAGAAAACGGUUUUGUUUUCGCCACGCAGAGGAUGACAUGAUCAAUCUGCAGCUGAAAGUGUGUGCUCAUUCGGGUUGUACUUCAACGGCCAACUACGGGCACGGAGGAACACGUACCCACUGCCAGCCACACGGAGAAAGCGGAAUGACAGGCCCUAAGGGGCAAAUGAUCAUAUCAGCGUUGCAAUCAUCUGUGUGGCCUGAAGAGGCUUCGACGACAGCAGCUGCUGGCGGUGUGCUGGACGUAGCAAAAGCUGCUUUCCUCGCAGCGGCAGGCUCCGCUGGAACCGUGGGGCAGAGCGGCGGGGACGACGACGUCGGC
Molecule: messenger RNA, 4044 nt
Organism: Ectocarpus sp. CCAP 1310/34
Lineage: Eukaryota; Phaeophyceae; Ectocarpales; Ectocarpaceae
Source: the annotation of a GenBank genome assembly